CCACGUCAACUCAGUGCCAUGUCAUCUCAGACACAGUGCCACGUCAGCAGUGCCAUGUCAGACACAGUGCCACAUCAGCAGUGCCACGGCAGACACAGUGCCACGGCAGCAGUACCACGUCAGACAGUGCCACGUCAGACAGUGCCACGUCAGCAGUGUCACGUAAGCAGUGCCACGUCAGACACUGCCACGUCAAACAUAGUGCCACGUCAGCAACAUGACGGGCCCAGCUCAGGGCAUGCCAGGCACACUGCCACGUUAGCAGUGUCACGUCAAACACAGUGCCAUGUCAGCUCAGACACAGUGCCACGUCAGCAUUCCCACGUCAGCAGUGCCACGUCAGACACAGUGCCACGUCAGCUCAGACACAGUGCCACGCCAGCAGUGCCACGUCAGCUCAGACUCAGAUGCAGUGCCACGUCAGCAGUGCCACGUCAGCUCAGACACAGUGCCACAUCAGCAGUGCCACGUCUGACACAGUGCCACGUCAGACACAGUGCCAUGUCAAACACAGUGGCACGUCAGACACAAUGCCACGUCAGCAACAUGACGGGCCCGGCUCAGGGCAGUGUCUCGUCUGGCGAGUGUCGGUUCUUGUUCUGUCUGCACCUUUACGGUGUGGAACAUUUGCUGCGAGACGUGAAGGAUGCGACGGUUAGCACGCUAGCAACAGAAGUGAGUGUCUUUGGCAAUAUGACUCUUUUCCCCGGUCUCGUAUCUGAUCGACCACUUGCUCCUCAUCCGUCAUCACUGGUGACUUGCGUUGUAAUCACUCCAGAAAGUCGGUUGAGGGUGUUGCCAGUUCUGGGCUCGCCAGCAACACCAAUCGUCUCCAUCAUCGUUCGAAAGAGGGGACCGCUAAUCAACAAUGGCGAUGAGACGCGCACGGAUGUCGCGACGGCCCACGCACCGCGGCCACCCACGGAAAGUGGAGGCGGAUGGGAGGUAUCGCUCCCGGCAAGCUACAUGGUCCGAGGAAUUGACACUGAAUGGAGAGUCGUGACCUUGGGAAGGGACCAGGCGUUCAUGAUGGUAGAAUGCUUGUGGAGUGGGACGAGGUUCGAUAGGGAACCAGGGGACGACCUGUAUAUCGAUCUAAAGUGGGGAAAGAUAGAGGAUAAGAGUGUCAGUCAUCGUAACGCGAAGGGCGACGAUGAGUGCGCUGUGGACGCUCGGAGGCGACCGUUUGCGGCUGAGGAACUACCUCAGAGGAAACGAGCGCGUCCUCAGCAAUCUCCUCAGCCGGAGGAGGAGGAAGAGGAUGAAUUGUUUGACCGUCUGGCAGGCAACCGCUUCUUCACGAAGAUCGAUCUUCGUAGCGGUUACCACCAGAUCCGCGUUGCCACAGAGGAUCAGCCGAAGACCGCCUUCCGAUCGCGCUUCGGCCACUACGAGUUCACGGUGAUGCCAUUCGGCCUCACCAAUGCACCCGCCACCUUCCAGACGACGAUGAACGACAUCUUCAGGGACAUCCUUGAAGAAUGCGUUCUCGUAUACCUGGACGACAUCGUGGUCUACAGUCGUACCUUAGAAGACCAUCUCAGACACCUCCGCGGUGUCCUACAAUGCUUACGCAAGCAUGGCUUCUAUGCCAAGCUCAGUAAGUGCCGCUUUGCCCAGCGCAAAGUGGACUUCCUAGGACACCAUGUGUCUGACCAGGGUCUUCACAUGGACGACGCGAAGAUCACUGCUAUUGCAGAGUGGCCCGUCCCCACAUCUGCCAAGCAGCUUCGCAGUUUCCUAGGCCUCACCAGCUACUAUAGUAAUUUUAUCCAGGGAUGCGCUAGGUAUUCCUACGUCCUUACCUCUACCUUCCUCCGGAAGAACCUGGCGUGGUUUUGGACACCCCUGUGCGAGGACGCCUUUCGCGCCCUCAAGAAGGCAGUGACCUGUGCGCCAGUUCUUCGCUUUCCCGAUUUUGAUCGUCCCUUUAUCGUCACCACCGAUGCGUCAGAUUUUGCUGUAGGAGCUGUUCUUUCUCAGCCUGCUGCAUCUUCUGUUCAUAUCGAUAAGCAAAUUCUAAGGUAUGGUCUGUACGAGUUUGUGGUGAUGCCUUUUGGCCUUUGCAAUGCUCCUGGCACCUUUCAGCACGCUAUGAAUCGGAUAUUCCAUGACUACUUGGAUAAGUUUGUCAUUGUGUACCUCAAUGACAUACUUAUUUUUAGUAAGACUGUCGAGGAGCACGUUGCACAUUUGGACAAAGUCCUUAGUCUCCUGCGACAGCACAAGUUCAAGAUCAACGGCGAGAAGUGCGAGUUUGGCCUCACCCGUGUCUUGUACUUGCGUCAUGUGAUAUCCGCGGAAGGGUUGAAGCCCGAUGACGCGAAGAUGGCCAGCAUUCGUGAUUGGCCACGUCCUCAGUCUGUGACUGAGAUGAGAUCUUUCUUAGGAAUGACAGGCUACUAUAGGACUUUCGUUAAGAACUAUAGCAUAGUGGCCGCUCCGUUGAUUGAUCUGUCCCGCCUUGACACCCCAUGGGAGUGGACAGAUGAGUGCGAGGCUGCUUUCAGACAUCUGAAGCAUGCGUUGACGCACUACGAGGUCUUGAAACUUUCUGAUCCUGAUAAGCCGUUUAUAGUCACCACGGAUGCCAACCAAUAUGGUAUUGGCGCCGUGCUCGCUGAUCAUCAAACCCUGAGAUGGAUGAGAACUCAGUCGGUGCUCUCUGACGCUCUCAAGCGUUGGAUCGAAGUCAUUGAGCAAUAUGACUUUGACGCUCAGUAUCUAAAAGGGGAGUACAACAAGGUUGUUGAUGCCUUGUCGCGUAGACCUGAUUUAUCAGGUGCGCUGAUUACUGAGUUCGAUCUGACGGACAAUGUUACUCAGUCCUUGGUGGAAGCCUAUCGCGAGGACCAAUUCAUGUCUGAGAUCAUACGCAGACUCCAAGCGAAGGACAAGAAGACCUCUGCCGAGUUUGAAUUGGUCAAUGGCUUGUUGUUCCUUGAGAAGGCAGGGAAUAAACGAUUGUGUGUCCCUAAUAGCGAGUCUUUGCGUAGUUUAUUUUUAGGUGAAUGUCAUGAUGCCACCAGUCAUUUUGGGUACAAAAAGACCGCAGUUAAUCUGCUGCAGCGAUUCUGGUGGCCCGCGAUGAUGAGAGAUGCUCAGCUGUACGUGGAGACGUGUCAAGUUUGUCAGAGAGACGAGCCACGUACACAGGCCCCUCUUGGGCUCUUGAAGUCGCUUCCGAUUCCGGAAAGGCCUGGCAGGGUGGCGCUGGUGGAGGUGGAGAUGGUGGAUAUGACGACGACGAAGGUCCUCCGAAGGAGAGGGACAAAAAGGCAGAUCCUAAUCAGGCGAAAGGGAAAGAAAGGAGGGAAGAUGAAGGUGAAGCUUCCGUGGACGUACAUCGGGAAGGAGGAUAAAUUUUACCAGUGGGAGGUGCAUAUGGGCACGUAUCUGUUGAUUCCGUAUUGGGACCGUGUCUUGAUGGCGAGCUCGUGCCUUGGUGGGGAUGUAACCAAUUUUGCCAUCUCCUUGAUGGAGGAGGCAGGUUGCGCCUCCAUGGUGGAAUACUCUAAGCGCACUCAUAUAGAAGAUUUCUUCAAGGCCUUGAACGAGAGGUUCGAAGACAAGGACCUGGCCCGAUGCACUGAACACCCGAUCCUUAAUAUUGGUGAUAGAAAAUGGAAAAGUGUCGUUGCAUUGAAAACCACCAUGGAUGAGUUGUUGCAAUGUCCCGAUCACGGUCCAACCCCCACUCAUAUUCUCAACAACUUCGCGAGAGCGAUGCCUGAUCCCCUGAGGACCACUCUGUACCGCCGUACAAAGGAGGACAACACGACUUACGAGAAAUUUGAUCCUUCUCUGGAUUCUGAUCCCACUCAGCAAACCUCUCCUGAGACCCCAUCUGAUGCUGAUUCCAAGGUUGAGAAAAUACACAUCCUAUACAAGGAGCCUUGGGUAGAGUCGGAAGAAAUUGACUUCCAUGCUCUGUCGAUGCGUUGGGCUCAUAUGAAGCAAGAACGAGCGCAAGGGAGAACGAAGUUGAUUUUCUCCAAACUCUACAUUAAUGGCCGUUACAUCCGUGUGUUGGCUGAUUGUGGUGCAACCGCCAACUACUUCUCACCGCACGGCAUUCGUAAGGCACGCUUGGGGAUGAAGCAAGUGACCUUGCAGAAUCCUUGCCGGACCCAAGUGGGCAACCGAGAGGUUGUCACAUCUACGCAUGAAGUCAAAGGUGUGCGCACUACCUUUGACGCUGACCGCACGAUCACGCAUGAACUGAACUUCUAUGUCCUUGAUCAGUGCCCCUUCGACGCGGUUAUUGGCUUGGGCUGGUUGCAGGCCCAAUGUGAAAGAACCACGUGGAAGGACUCACAAUUCAUGGUCAAAGAUGCCAUGGGGAUCGAGCGUCCAGUUCUCUUGGAUGAGUCGCGUGAGUCCCAAGUAACUUUUCUCAAUGCAAUGCAAUUCUGCAAAAAGUGGCGCAGGCGCAAAGUUGAUGAGCAAAUGUAUAUAGCCUUUGUUAGGCCUGCUCAUGUGCCUUCCAUUUUUGCUGUACAUAACAAUUUUACCUUGCAUGCUGUUUCUACUUCUUAUGCAACUACUUCUACCUCUACUAAAUCCAUCUCUAAACCAAAUGACUUUAUUUCUAAUCCUGUGGUGUUGGUUGCACCUAUUACAUCCGAUAUGGUUGCUUCUGAGAGUGAUGAUCCCCCUCCGGAAGUUCCGUCGGAAAUUCGCAACCUUCUCACUGAAGUCUUGGCCGAACCGCAUGGAGCUCCCAUGCGUCCGGUCCGACACAAGAUCGAGUUGAUUGAAGGUAACACUCCUCCAAAAGGUUGUGUCUAUCGAAUGGGCUCAGGCGAAUUGGAGGAGUUGCGAAGGCAGAUUGAUGAUAUGAUUGGGAAGGGAUGGAUCAAACCGAGUGAGUCUGAGUUUGGUGCACCGGUUCUGUUUGUCCCUAAGAAAGGAGGCAAACUACGGAUGUGUAUUGAUUACCGCGGAUUGAACCGAAUCACAAGAAAGAAUGCAUAUCCUUUGCCACGUAUUGAUGAUUUGCUUGAUGCUGCAGGUGGAUGCAAGGUCUUCAGCAAGAUCGAUCUCAAGUCUGGCUAUCACCAGAUUGAAAUCGAUCCCGCAGACCAGCAUAAAACUGCAUUCAAAACUCGCGAUGGGCUGUACGAAUUUACAGUCAUGCCCUUCGGUCUCACGAAUGCGCCAGCCACCUUUGAAAGUCUCAUGGACAAGGUAUUUCGCAAUCAGAUCAACCGAUUUGUUGCUGUAUAUCUGGAUGACAUACUACUCUUCAGCAAAUCGAUGGAGGAGCACAUGAGACACCUUGAGGAAGUGAUGUAGAUCCUUAAGGACGCGCAACUCCAUCUCAACUUGGAGAAAUCUGAGUUUGGGAGGGACAGCGUCAUUUACCUUGGACAUCG
This is a messenger RNA of Chara braunii, 5378 nucleotides long. The record is from the annotation of a GenBank genome assembly. Lineage: Eukaryota; Viridiplantae; Streptophyta; Charophyceae; Charales; Characeae.